This is a messenger RNA of Nelumbo nucifera (sacred lotus), 1573 nucleotides long. RefSeq names its product protein tyrosine phosphatase 1 (gene PTP1). Gene Ontology annotation, biological process: protein dephosphorylation. Lineage: Eukaryota; Viridiplantae; Streptophyta; Magnoliopsida; Proteales; Nelumbonaceae. The record is from RefSeq and is a predicted model, not a curated record. Gene Ontology annotation, molecular function: protein tyrosine phosphatase activity.
GAGAACCUGUUGGUGGGGGAGAGAGAGAGAGAGAGUGGAGGAACAGAAAAAAAGCAAAAAUCUUUGUCACUUCAAAGCGACGGGAAAUUCCGUGAGUUCUCGCGGUCGCAGCCGAAGGUCGGCAAUGGCUGCAGCUUCCGGAGGGAAACCUCCAACCUUGUCUUCUUCGUCUCCUUCUUCUUCUUCUUCUCACAAGCCCUUCGAGUUCUCCUCUGAUCCUCCGCCCAGACUCUCCUUGUCGCCUGAGCAGUUACAGUACUGCUCCGAAGCAAUCACUCGACUGAAGGAGAAGCUCCGGGUGCCAGAGUUGCUCAAGCAGGAGUUCGAUCGCCUCCAGGCCACUAGGAUAAGGAAGUAUGAUAUGAUGAACAGUUGUAAAGUGGCUCUUGAAUACACAAAUAAGGAGAAGAACCGUUAUUUGGAUGUCUUACCAUUUGACCAAAACAGAGUUGUUCUCAAGCCAUCUGAGGAUUCCAUAUCAUUAGGGAGGGAUUAUAUCAAUGCAAGCUUUAUCACGACUUCUUCUAGUGAAAACCUUUCACGGUUUAUAGCUACACAAGGACCACUACCACACACAUUUGAAGAUUUCUGGGAGAUGGUAAUCCAGUAUCGUUGCCCUGUGAUCGUGAUGCUUACUCGGUUGGUUGACAAUUACAAGAUGGUGAAAUGUGGAGAUUAUUUUCAAGCUGAGGAUGGCCCUAGAGAAUUUGGUAAUAUAUGCAUUGUCAGUAGGUGGAUUACAACAACUGAUAAUUCAUUGGUGCUUCGCAAUUUGGAGGUUAACUACAAAGAGUCAGAGGACCCGCCCUUGUCUGUUCUCCACAUUCAGUACCCUGAAUGGCCUGAUCAUGGAGUGCCAAGAGAUACACUUGCUGUUCGUGAAAUUCUGAAGAGGAUAUAUCAUGUUCCACCCAAUCUUGGUCCCAUUGCUGUGCACUGCAGUGCAGGUAUUGGAAGAACAGGCACAUAUUGUACAAUACAUAAUGCCAUCCAAAGGAUCCUCAUUGGAGACAUGUCUGCUUUAGAUCUCGUGAACACAAUAACCAUCUUCAGAUCUCAGCGUGUUGGGAUGGUUCAAACAUUGGAGCAAUUCCUCUUUUGCUAUGAUGCCAUACUUGAUGAAUUGGAGGAGCUUGUUUCGGAGUCCAAUCACCAGUGAAAGGAACUCAAACUUCUCAGACUGCUGACUGAUGCACGUUAACAAGAACCAUUCAGUCACUGUUCAGUAGAGAAACCUGCACAGCCCUCGAAUCUGGGACAUUCACAGUUGGAAUCCCACUUCUGCAUUUGGUUCAUGGGGGUUGUUACCUUGUAAAACUGAAAUGUAGCUGGUACUAAGAAAUCAAUCUUUUUCCUUAACCUUUUUUUGAAGAGUCUUGUGCAUUUUACCUUCUUGUGAACCAGUGGGCUGAAAAGCAGGCUAAUUUGGUUUUCCUUUGGAGAUUGGACCAAGCGUCACCUUGUUUCACAAUGUAUUCCAAAUUUUCAAUUGUGCUUUAGACUAGCCCCAUAUGUAAGUUACGCUCUGCAAAAGAGGAAUUUAUUGAUCGAUCUGCCAAAAUUUUUUCCUUAA